AUGCUUGAAGCCAAAAUUGUCUAUCGCCACAUUUCGCUUCGUAAAACUCAAGAUAUAAUUACGUUAUUGAAGAGUCUUGGUGUGGCCAAGUGUGGCCAGGCCAAGUGUGGUCAAGCCAAGUGUGGCCAGGCCAAGUGUGAUCAAGCCAAGUGUUGUCAAGCCAAGUGUGGCCAGGCCAAGUGUGGUCAAGCCAAGUGUGGUCAAGCCAAGUGUGGCCAGGCCAAGUGUGGUCAAGCCAAGUGUGGUCAAGCCAAGUGUGGCCAGGCCAAGUGUGGUCAAGCCAAGUGUGGCCAGGCCAAGUGUGGUCAAGCCAAGUGUGGUCAAGCCAAGUGUGGUCAAGCCAAGUGUGGCCAGGCCAAGUGUGGUCAAGCCAAGUGA
Procambarus clarkii (red swamp crayfish) is the source of this 378-nucleotide messenger RNA. NCBI's taxonomy places the organism in Eukaryota, Metazoa, Arthropoda, Malacostraca, Decapoda, Cambaridae. The record is from RefSeq and is a predicted model, not a curated record.